GUCCGCUCUGCGCCCCGUCUCCGCGUCGCUACUUCCGGCGUCCGAAGCUGACGCCGCGGCUGCGCACUGAGCGCUUCCUCUGGCUGCGGCGCCGGGCAGGAGAUGGCGAAGCGCACCAAGAAGGUUGGGAUUGUGGGUAAAUACGGUACCCGGUAUGGCGCAUCCCUCAGGAAAAUGGUGAAGAAGAUUGAAAUCAGCCAGCAUGCCAAGUACACCUGCUCCUUCUGUGGCAAGACCAAAAUGAAGAGAAAGGCUGUGGGUAUCUGGCACUGUGGAUCCUGCAUGAAGACAGUUGCUGGUGGUGCCUGGACUUACAACACCACCUCUGCAGUGACAGUCAAAUCUGCCAUCAGAAGACUGAAGGAAUUGAAAGACCAGUAGAAGCUAUGUUGUUGCAAAACAGUUUUUUCCUCCCACUGUCAGGAUCUGUCCUUUUAACAAUAAAGAGGUGAUAAUGGAA
This is a messenger RNA of Pogoniulus pusillus (Red-fronted tinkerbird), 460 nucleotides long. It is a transcript of the gene RPL37A, whose product is annotated as ribosomal protein L37a. The transcript is spliced from 4 exons. Bases 103 to 381 code for a protein of 92 amino acids. Gene Ontology annotation, biological process: translation. Gene Ontology annotation, cellular component: ribosome. The record is from RefSeq and is a predicted model, not a curated record. NCBI's taxonomy places the organism in Eukaryota, Metazoa, Chordata, Aves, Piciformes, Lybiidae. Gene Ontology annotation, molecular function: structural constituent of ribosome.